AUGUGGUGCCGCUGGUACUACCGCCCAGAGGAGUCUAUUGGGGGGCGUCGGUGCUUCCAUGGAGUUAAGGAGCUCUUUCUGUCUGAUCACUAUGACGGCUGCUAUCCAGAGGCGGUGGAAGGCGUGUGUUCUGUGCACAACCUGAAGGAUUACGCUUACUUGGACGUGGUUGAGGAGGAGGACUUCUUCUGCCGGUUCGAGUACAAUGCGUCAACAGGGAUGUUCGCGCCAGAUACAGUUGCAGUGUACUGCAAGUGCGAGAUGCCAUACAACCCCGACAGUCUUAUGGUUCAGUGCGAAGACUGCAAAGACUG
This is a messenger RNA of Closterium sp. Naga37s-1, 314 nucleotides long. The record is from the annotation of a GenBank genome assembly. NCBI's taxonomy places the organism in Eukaryota, Viridiplantae, Streptophyta, Zygnematophyceae, Desmidiales, Closteriaceae.